GGCUCCCUACCCUCCCCUCCCGGCGCCCGUGGGGCUCGGCUGCCGCUCGGCUUUGCGGUAGCAGCGGCUGCGCUCCAGCGCGGCUCGUCUUCCCGCCCCGCUUCCCCCUCCCUCCCUGCCUGCCCUGAGCCUUGCGCUUGCCCGGGGCGGUUCCAGAGCCCGCCGGGAGCUCGGACCGAGGCGCCUCGCUGGGGCGGGGACCUUCCCUCGCCUGGGGCCACAUCAUAAUUCCGAAUCAUGUCUGAUAACGGAGAACUGGAAGACAAGCCUCCAGCACCUCCUGUGCGAAUGAGCAGUACCAUUUUUAGCAGUGGAGGCAAAGACCCUUUGUCAGCCAAUCACAGUUUGAAACCUUUGCCCUCUGUUCCAGAGGAAAAAAAGCCCAGGAAUAAAAUCAUCUCUAUAUUCUCAGGCACAGAGAAAGGAAGUAAGAAGAAAGAAAAGGAACGGCCAGAAAUUUCUCCUCCAUCUGAUUUUGAGCACACCAUUCAUGUUGGCUUUGAUGCAGUUACUGGAGAAUUCACUGGCAUGCCAGAACAAUGGGCUCGAUUAUUACAGACCUCCAAUAUCACCAAACUAGAGCAAAAGAAGAAUCCUCAGGCCGUGCUGGAUGUCUUAAAGUUCUAUGACUCCAACACGGUGAAGCAGAAAUAUCUGAGCUUUACUCCUCCUGAGAAAGAUGGCUUCCCUUCUGGAACACCAGGACUGAAUACCAAGGGGUCAGAAACAUCAGCAAUAGUAACAGAGGAAGAUGAUGAUGAUGAAGAGGCUGCCCCUCCUGUUAUUGCCCCACGACCGGAUCAUACAAAAUCAAUUUAUACACGGUCUGUAAUUGACCCUAUUCCUGCACCAGUUGGUGAUUCUAAUGUUGAUAGUGGUGCCAAGUCUUCUGACAAACAGAAAAAGAAGACCAAAAUGACAGAUGAAGAGAUUAUGGAGAAAUUAAGAACUAUUGUGAGCAUAGGUGACCCUAAGAAAAAAUACACAAGAUAUGAAAAAAUUGGGCAAGGGGCUUCUGGUACAGUUUUCACUGCUACUGAUGUGGCAUUGGGACAGGAGGUUGCUAUUAAACAGAUUAAUUUACAGAAACAGCCAAAGAAGGAAUUAAUCAUUAAUGAAAUUCUAGUGAUGAAAGAAUUGAAGAAUCCCAACAUAGUUAAUUUCUUAGACAGCUACCUGAUGGGAGAUGAAUUGUUUGUGGUAAUGGAGUACCUUGCUGGGGGAUCACUUACUGAUGUCGUGACAGAAACCUGCAUGGAUGAAGCACAGAUUGCGGCUGUUUGCAGAGAGUGUUUACAGGCAUUGGAGUUUUUACAUGCUAAUCAAGUGAUCCACAGAGACAUCAAAAGUGACAAUGUGCUUUUGGGGAUGGAAGGAUCGGUUAAACUUACUGACUUCGGUUUCUGUGCCCAGAUCACCCCUGAGCAGAGCAAGCGAAGUACCAUGGUUGGAACGCCAUACUGGAUGGCACCAGAGGUGGUUACACGGAAAGCUUAUGGCCCUAAAGUGGACAUAUGGUCUCUGGGUAUCAUGGCUAUUGAGAUGGUAGAAGGAGAGCCUCCAUACCUCAAUGAAAAUCCCUUGAGGGCCUUGUACCUGAUAGCAACUAAUGGAACCCCAGAACUUCAGAAUCCAGAGAAACUUUCCCCAAUAUUUCGGGAUUUCUUAAACCGUUGUUUGGAAAUGGAUGUGGAGAAAAGGGGUUCAGCCAAAGAAUUGUUACAGCAUCCCUUCCUGAAACUGGCCAAACCAUUGUCCAGCUUGACGCCACUGAUCAUGGCAGCUAAAGAAGCAAUGAAGAGUAACCGUUAG
This is a messenger RNA of Puma concolor (puma), 1812 nucleotides long. It is a transcript of the gene PAK2, whose product is annotated as p21 (RAC1) activated kinase 2. Gene Ontology annotation, molecular function: protein serine/threonine kinase activity; ATP binding. The record is from RefSeq and is a predicted model, not a curated record. Gene Ontology annotation, biological process: protein phosphorylation. Lineage: Eukaryota; Metazoa; Chordata; Mammalia; Carnivora; Felidae.